Molecule: messenger RNA, 690 nt
Organism: Lampris incognitus (smalleye Pacific opah)
Lineage: Eukaryota; Metazoa; Chordata; Actinopteri; Lampriformes; Lampridae
Exons: 5
Coding region: 1-690 (229 amino acids)
Source: RefSeq, a predicted model, not a curated record
AUGAACGUAACUGAAAAUCUCACCGACUGUUCACUUGGCUUCUCAGAUUAUGGCAGAUGUUCAGACUGCAAAACUGAACUAGAGAAUGAUGAGGAUGGAUACAAGUUAAUUCUCAGUAACAAAUGCAUGUACAACCAGGAAACCAGACUGGCUACUUUCCGCAUCUGCAGAAUGGCAUCCAUGCCAUCCCAUGUCUGCAGCGCCAUAGGUGAAACCUCGAAUAAACUCAUUAUUAAUACCCACUUGGAUGAAUGGAGGCGUGUGACCCAUGAAAACUCAGGGGAAAAGGCCAAGUUGACUCAUGAAAACUCAGGGGGAAAGGCCGAGUUGAAGCUUAACAUUGAUCCUGCCUGGGAGAACAGUAAUGGCGUCACCAGUGCAGACAUGGCAAUAUGGGCCAUGAACAAUCUCAUCUCCUGGCUGGAAAAGAUGGGGGACGCCAAAACAGCAGCCAUUUCCGUGGGCGCCAUCAGAGGAAUGCUGAUGAAGCUGCCACCGAAAAAUCCGAAAGACAUCAUUUUUGCCUUUUCACCAAAUACCGAAUUGAGCGAUGAGAUGGGCCUGAUCUUUAACAGGGAGGUAUUGGGAAUUGAGAUGGGGAACAACAUAUCCAAUCUCUCAGAUACCGUAGACAUUCAUUACAGAGACGUCGACAAGGUAAAAAAAAACGGGAACUGUCAGUCAUGGUAG